CUCCCCACGGUCAGGGCGGAUCCUCCACACACUCACACGGCGGAGCUCAGAGAGUACUCCUCAGGGAUCGCUAAAGUAUAUUUAGCAAACACCACCAUCGCCGUAUCGCCCUUUACUUUAUGUUUCGUUUGCUCACACACUAGGGGAAACUUUUGAAAAUGCUCCAAUCGUUCCGUUGCGGGUGACACUUUUGCUCAUAAAAGUCUUGGAAUGUCCAACCAUUCGUCCGGGAGCAGCAGUAGGCUGACCAUGCAGAAUCCUCGGAAGGAGCACCUGUACAAGGUGCUGGUCAUCGGGGACCUCGGGGUUGGGAAGACGGCCGUUAUCAGGCGCUAUGUGCACCAGACGUACUCCGCCAACUAUCGCGCAACUAUUGGAGUGGAUUUUGCACUGAAGGUGUUGAACUGGGACUCUGAGACCAUCCGUCUCCAACUCUGGGACAUCGCAGGACAGGAGCGGUUCGGCAACAUGACGCGCGUGUACUACCGCGAGGCCAUGGGGGCCUUCAUCGUGUUCGACGCCACCAGGCCCACCACCUUCGAGGCGGUCACCAAGUGGAAAGAGGACCUGGACUCCAAGCUCAUGCUGGCAAACGGCCGGAGCAUCGCCACCGUGCUGCUGGCCAACAAGUGCGACCAGGGUAGGGACGAGUUCAUCAACAACAACGGCGUCAAGAUGGACCAGUUCUGCAAAGAGCACGGCUUCGCCGGUUGGUUUGAGACGUCCGCUAAGGACAACACCAACAUCAACGAGGCGGCCAACUUCCUGGUGAAGCACAUCAUGGCCACAGAGCACGACAUCCUCAAGUCGGUGGUGCCGGACACCAUCUCUCCCCAGCUCGGCUCCCAGGGCGAGAGUCUCUGCUCUGGCUGCUUCAAACCCUAA
Gadus chalcogrammus (walleye pollock) is the source of this 885-nucleotide messenger RNA. RefSeq names its product RAB38b, member of RAS oncogene family (gene rab38b). Bases 211 to 885 code for a protein of 224 amino acids. The transcript is spliced from 3 exons. Gene Ontology annotation, cellular component: trans-Golgi network; vesicle; Golgi apparatus. Lineage: Eukaryota; Metazoa; Chordata; Actinopteri; Gadiformes; Gadidae. Gene Ontology annotation, biological process: vesicle-mediated transport. Gene Ontology annotation, molecular function: GTPase activity; GTP binding. The record is from RefSeq and is a predicted model, not a curated record.